CAGGACAACGCAAGAAGCGCCGCCAUGGAAGUGACUCGAGAAGAAGGCAUCCCAGAUGUGCUGCUGCCGAGCGACGUGUUCGAUCUCGACUUUCACCCGACGCGCAAUGUUGUGGCUGCCGGCAUGAUCGAUGGCAAAGUCCAAGCAUACACAUACACCCCCGAAGGAAACGAUUGCGUGCUGUCGCUGAAUCACCACCAAGAUGCCUGCCGUGUCGUCAAGUUCGCAGAGGAUGGAAACGCGCUGUUCACCGCGUCAAGUGACAAGUCCAUCCGCGCUUUCGACGUUCACGGUGGUGUGUUGUGGGCCGAGCUUAACGCUCAUUUGAACCCUGUGAACCACUUGCAUACCAUCUCGAACAACGUGUUUGCCAGUGGCGACGACCAAGGUUGUGUCAAGAUGUGGGAUGUUCGCCAGCAUCGGUGCAUUGUCCAGUGGAAUGAACACACGGACUACAUCUCGGACAUGGCCACGAACGACUCUAAGAGCACGCUCCUGGUCACUGGUGGAGACGGCAGGCUGUCCGUGUACGACUUGAAAAAAAACAAAUUUGUCCAAAAGAGCGACGAGCUCGACGACGAAUUGCUCUCAGUGAGAAUCAUCAAGAACGGCCGCAAGGUUGUGUGCGGGUCCCAAGACGGUGUGCUGGUCAUUUUCAGCUGGGACACGUGGGGAGAUAUGUCGGAUCGAUUCCCGGGCCACCCCGACUCUGUUGAAACGAUCCUCAAGGUCGAUGAGGACACAAUCUUGACUGGGUCGAGCGACGGCAUCAUCCGCGUUGUUCAAAUUCACCCCAACAAAUUGCUCGGGCUGAUUGGGGACCACGAGGACAUGCCGGUGGAAGUACUCAAGUUUUCACAUGACAAGCGUAUCGUGGGCAGUGUGUCGCACUCGAACAAAGUGCACUUUUGGGACGUUGGGUACCUCUACGACGACGAUGGCGAUGACGACGAAGACGACGGGGGAGAGACAAAAGGCCUCGAAUUCGAUCCCAAGGACGACGACUCGAUGGACGAUAGCGAUAGCGACGACGAUGGAGGAAGCUCUGGUCAAGCUGGCCGACAGGCAUUUCCGACCAAACGGGAGGCAUUCUUUUCGGACCUGUAGACAGGCCACUGCUAUUUCAUUCACGUCUAUUCUGCCUUGGUGCGCACUGUCAUA
Aphanomyces invadans is the source of this 1161-nucleotide messenger RNA. RefSeq lists its product as hypothetical. Gene Ontology annotation, molecular function: protein binding. The record is from RefSeq and is a predicted model, not a curated record. The transcript is spliced from 9 exons. NCBI's taxonomy places the organism in Eukaryota, Oomycota, Saprolegniomycetes, Saprolegniales, Verrucalvaceae. The coding region runs from base 25 to 1107 and encodes 360 amino acids.